Molecule: messenger RNA, 597 nt
Organism: Lichtheimia ornata
Lineage: Eukaryota; Fungi; Mucoromycota; Mucoromycetes; Mucorales; Lichtheimiaceae
Exons: 6
Coding region: 1-597 (198 amino acids)
Source: RefSeq, a predicted model, not a curated record
AUGAACCAACGCAUCGCCGCCAUCAACGACAAGAUCGACUCUAUCCUAGCAGCAUUGCACUGGGAUCGCCAAGAUCUCAAGAACUGGUACAUUCAAGAACAAAGGGAAUGCGUGUCAUGUCCAUUCGAUCGUCGCCACCUGGUGCCCCGUGAUGGGCAAGAGUCUCACCUACGAAAGUGUAUGGAGAAGCAUCAAAAGGAUGGUGGUGCAAGGAGGAAGUUGCCAAGCAGUGCUCGCUAUUUUUAUGCACAUGCACCUGCCGUUGUCUCGUUCCAGACUGAUGCAACAGUGGAAGAUCAACAAAAGCGUAAUGCACAAGGUGUUCUGGUGUAUCCAUUAUCAGAUGAUUCGUCGGUGCGCUUUGCCCGCGAGCUACGCAUCAAAUACAAUCGGCCGGAUCCUGGUCCCGGAAAUAUCCAUGACAUGACACAGGAGGAAGGCGACAAGGCUGACACAAUGACCGAUGAGCAAUCUUCUUCUGGUCCAAGAGCUAUCAAAAGACGUCCAAAGACCUAUCGUGUCAAGGUUACCAAGCAACGCACUGCCAUUGAGGUUCAACGGCAGCUGGUCCAAGCAUACAUGCAAGAACUCAAGUGA